This is a messenger RNA of Macrobrachium nipponense, 765 nucleotides long. RefSeq lists its product as uncharacterized. The transcript has a single exon. NCBI's taxonomy places the organism in Eukaryota, Metazoa, Arthropoda, Malacostraca, Decapoda, Palaemonidae. The record is from RefSeq and is a predicted model, not a curated record. The coding region runs from base 87 to 524 and encodes 145 amino acids.
GGCGCUAACAUUAUCUCGGACAAUUCAGAGGCAAAGAGCAGACCUUCACUUUCCCCGCUAUCGAAGACUUCGUUACACAGUUCAAUAUGCCAGGAAAAAGCACAGACGCUGCUACAAUGAAAGCAGUUCUCGUCUUGAUGGCUAUUUCAGUGUCCUUGCCAUCUCUCGCAUCUGCUUCACCUGUGCGAGAUGGAACCUCACCAGCAUCGACAUCGGUCCUCAUCGUUAAUGGAACCUCGGCCGAAAUCGGUUACUUGGACAACGCCUUCAUCUACUGCAGGAUACAACUCUCACAGGCACAGGACUUCCUCCACCACUACACCAUUGAAUGGCAAAAUUCCUCAGCGGAAACAGUGCCCACCUGGAGUCAGGAUGCCCACGUCUACACGAUUGGCAGAGGCAGUCAUGUGCCCCACUCCUACCUGGUGUUCCAGGACUUCACCAGCAGUUUGUCUGGGAACUACUCCUGCAGCGUCAAGAGGAACGGCGUCGCCCUUUCCUCCAGUCGCAUUGCUGUCCGCUAAUCUGCCCAAGUGGACAGUUUCUUUUAAAGUUGAAUCUCUGCUACUGUGCUGUGUUCUUAUUUAUGUUAUAUUUAACUUAUUUGUUCUUUUUCUAAUACAAAAUUAAUGAAGAUAAGAAAAAAAUGUGAUAACCAUAUUUAUUGAAUUAUAAUACCAGACUUAUUGCUACUUGAAAUGAUAAUUACUCAUAAAAUUCACGCAAUGAAUGUAUAUAGCUUUUUGAUUUAUGAUAAUUUAUCUA